This is a messenger RNA of Dovyalis caffra, 435 nucleotides long. NCBI's taxonomy places the organism in Eukaryota, Viridiplantae, Streptophyta, Magnoliopsida, Malpighiales, Salicaceae. The record is from the annotation of a GenBank genome assembly.
AUGGCUCGUAAGUUGGGUAAGACGUAUGAUGUUCGAGCUGGAUUUUGGGGUGUGACUGGAAAACCUUGCCUUGGCAUUAUUCCCCCUUUCAUUGAAGAAUUUAAUCAUCGCAUGCCAGAAAAUUGCGGUGCUGGAAACACAAGAGUCUUUGUUAAUGGGAGAGAGCUGCAUCAGAAAGAUCUUGACCUACUUUCUACUAGAGGACUACCAAUCACGAGAGAGAAGUUCUACAUCGUUGAAAUUUCAGGGAGAGUUUUUGACGAGGACACUGGCGAAGAGCUAGAUAGCCUUGGGAGACUGGCCCCAACAGUGGAGAAGGCUAACCGUGGCUUUGGCAUGAAGGUGUCUUGUCCUGACAAUGAAUGCAAUGCCAAAUUCAUCCUAAUGUUUACACGCGACAACAUGGUAUUCUUGAAAUCUUCUUGGACAUCCUAG